AUGAAGUGGUAUCAAGUUUUACCGGUUGUCGCUUGCAUAGCCGACGAGGCCUAUGCAUUCCCUUCUUAUCUUCAAGGCGCCGUCGACCAUGUCACGGCUGCUAGGCUCUCCAGCGUAGUGGAUGAAGCCGUCCGCUCAACCCACGAGAAGAGGCUGGUAUUGGAUACAGUCAACCAACCCAUCGACGUAACCGGCAAACACGAGUUCCAACCCCCGAACUUCGACAAGGGCGACCAACGCGGGUCCUGCCCAGGACUCAACGCGUUAGCGAACCAUGGUUACAUUCAACGAAGCGGUGUCACGAGCUUGGUAGAGAUUGUCGGCGCUACCAACGAAGUCUUUGGAAUGGGUAUCGACAUCGCGACCGUCCUCGGAACCCUGAGCACAGUCUAUGUUGGCAACCCUUUGUCUCUCAAGCCUGGCUUCUCAAUUGGAGGCGCUCCCAAGGGCUCGAAUAAUAUUCUGGGUAACUUGGCUGGACUAUUGGGAAAGCCAAGAGGUCUGGAUGCCUCUCACAACGUCAUCGAGGGCGACGGAUCCAAUACCAGAAACGACCUUUACGUCACUGGAGAUCCUUCUACCAUGAAUCUGGAUCUGUUCCAGUCUUUCUAUGACAUGGCGUCUGAUGAAGGCACCUACGACUUCGACACUUUCACUGAACGGGCCAAGAAUCGGUUCCACGAGAGCAUCGCUACCAACCCUCAAUUCUACUAUGGACCCUUGACCGGCAUGGUUAUUCGCAAUGCUGCGUACUUCUUUACAUCCCGUAUGAUGUCUAACCAUACAAAGGGAAGCAACGAAGAUAUUAUGGACCGCGAAACAUUGAAAACCUUCUUCGCUGUCAAGGAGGAAGGUGGAAAGCUCACUUACAAGCGAGGAUGGGAGAGGAUUCCCAACAACUGGUACCGUCGAUCCGUCGACUAUGGCUUCGCGUCAGCGAUCGCGGACGUCGUCAAACUGAUUACCGCCUAUCCAGAGCUCUCAAGCAUCGGCGGUAACGCUGGAGAGGUCAACACCUACGCCAGCGUCGAUAUCAGCAACAUCACCGGCGGAGUCAUGAAUAUCCCUGACCUCCUCAAGGGCAACAAUCUCUUGUGUUUCGCUUUUGAGGCUGUCAAGACAGCUAGUCCCAACGCUCUUUCUAGUCUAUUCGCCAUCGUCGCAACCCCUCUGAAGCUUGUCACAGAUACUCUCGAUACUGCUCUCUUGGAUCUGGUGUCAUGCCCUACCUUCAAGGAACUUACUGUAGGUGGAACAAGCUUUACCAAGGGAUUGCAGAAGAAGUUCCCUGGUGCAAAGACUCAUGGUCUUUAA
Molecule: messenger RNA, 1314 nt
Organism: Fusarium coffeatum
Lineage: Eukaryota; Fungi; Ascomycota; Sordariomycetes; Hypocreales; Nectriaceae
Exons: 3
Coding region: 1-1314 (437 amino acids)
Molecular function (GO): peroxidase activity
Source: RefSeq, a predicted model, not a curated record